AUGAUCGAUGGAUACACGUACUCCCAAUAUAGAGAUGUUUACUGGUACUGCUCAGCCAAAUUUCAGGGGUGUAAAGCACGGGUGCGUUAUACCGGGGUUGAAGUGGUCAAAGUUAUGACAGACCAUACGCAUCCACCGCCGAAAAUUGCAAUUCAGAAAUACAUACAUAAUGAAAACGAUGAGAUUAUCAUGAUUCCAUCUUCAAGGAGUAAAAAACAUCUAUUAAUGCUCCACGGCUAUACUUAUUCGCAAAGAAAUUAUGGUCCCCAUUGGUAUUGCUCUUCUACCCAGACCCAAAAGUGUCCAGCACGUUUGCACUUAUUCAAUAAUAAAUUGGAAAAAAUUAUGACAGAUCAUACCCAUCCACCGCCGAAAUACUUAUGUAAAAAUGGAAAAUAUAUUAAGGUGUAA
Messenger RNA from Pieris macdunnoughi, 411 nucleotides. The record is from the annotation of a GenBank genome assembly. NCBI's taxonomy places the organism in Eukaryota, Metazoa, Arthropoda, Insecta, Lepidoptera, Pieridae.